GUUUCCAACACGAUUUCGCCUAUACCAGUAAAUUUAGUGACUGGAAUUAAUUGGGAAUUCCUCACUACUAUCGGUCUAAAUAAAUAAGUUGCAGACCACGGUUGACUAGCCAGUCGAUCGUUGAGUCAAAUCGUGUACGUUGCGAUCUGGUUUUUGCAUCUAAUUAAUAUGAAUUUUUUUUUUGUAAUCGCCGUUUUUAUGGUGGCUACUUCGGCUCAACGUCCUUCUUUCGCGGGAUCAGGACCAAAAUCGUCCAUUCUAGGUUCGAGCGGAUCAACAUCAACAGUAAAUUUAAAUUCCAGAUUUAAUACGGUGGAUAGUACAAGCGAGAGGAUACCAAUCGACGCGCGCGGCGACGUAGAUCUAGUAAAUCGUAUAAAAACUUGGCCUAGAGAAAAUUGGCCUUAUUGGUAUGUAAAUGCCGAGAUUAUAGAGAAACAAAGAGGUACUCCGGUUCGUACCAACGUUGGUACUACGUCUAGCGAUACCGCGCUGAUAAAAAAUAGAUUUGGGGGCGGUAGUGGACAAAUCCAAGUGAAAAAUAAGUUAUCUUUCGAUACUUUUAUUGAUAAUAAGCAGAAAACAUACGAAUAUGAUCCACUGACUGACGCUUGGUAUGCCAAAAAGAACUAAAACCGAAUGGGGCUUCGAAAUUAAAUUUUUUUAAGGAGACUGUUGUUAACCAAUGACUGACUCAGUUUUAUAGGAGAGAAAUUUAUUAGUUUUAAGACCUAUACGACUGACGAUUAUCUUAAUUUUAAUUUAAGUUCGCUCGAACGUCUUGAACGGUGGUUAUGUCGAUGUAUAUUUCAAUUUUUUGUACCA
This is a messenger RNA of Diorhabda sublineata, 825 nucleotides long. RefSeq lists its product as uncharacterized. Lineage: Eukaryota; Metazoa; Arthropoda; Insecta; Coleoptera; Chrysomelidae. The record is from RefSeq and is a predicted model, not a curated record. The transcript is spliced from 2 exons. Bases 169 to 633 code for a protein of 154 amino acids.